ACCAUCUGCAUGCUUUCUACUCCUGCAUGCAAGCUCAGAAUGCCUCUGACGCAUUGAUGUGCAAGAUCUUCCCCUCUACUUUCCGAGGUAAUGCCCGAACUUGGUAUUAUAGUUUACCUCCGAGGUUGAUCAGCUUUUAUACAGAAAUGGCAUCUGCCUUUGCCACUAAGUUUUCCAGUAGAAGGUUGAUUAGGAAAACUACUUCUGAGUUGAUGCGGGUUAAACAGAGGGAUAGAGAAUCUCUGAAGAACUAUAUGAGCAGGUUUAAUGAUGCAGUUUUGGAGGUUAGUUCUUUUGAUCAAGCUGUGGGAAUCGUAGCUGUGAUCGCUGGUCUCAAGCAUGAUAGAUUCAGAGACAGUUUGAUCAAACAUGCUGCCACCACUUUUAGCGAGGUGAACAAUCGGUCUCUUAAAUUCAUAACUGUUGAGGAAUACGCCCUGGCGCAAAAUCCACCUUCCUCUAAGAACCAGAACCCAGAAUGGAGGGAUGACAACCCGAGCCAGAAAAGGAUGAGAAUGGCGCAGAACCGAGGUCAGGAUCAUGGCCAUACUACAGAGCAGUGUAAUAGUCUAAAGUCCGAACUGGAAAGUUUAGCUCAGAAGGGAAUGCUGAAUGAGUAUGUACAGCGCGCCGAACAACCGAGGUUUGUCAGAGAACAGAGGCCGCAGCCUCAAGGAGUCCGCAAUCCCCCAAAUAGGCAAGGCGUGGGCUAUUAACAAACCCCACCCCCACUCCCACCACCAGCUAGAAUCAUACAUAUGAUUACGGGAGACCUUGAAGCAGGUGGACUGAGCUCUAAGCAGCGAAAGCUGUAUGUCAGGGAGGUUAAACAUCAAAACCGAGCUCAGAAGCGGAAGAUUGACGAUGCUGAAUGGAAAAAUCAACCAAUUACUUUCAC
Rubroshorea leprosula is the source of this 898-nucleotide messenger RNA. NCBI's taxonomy places the organism in Eukaryota, Viridiplantae, Streptophyta, Magnoliopsida, Malvales, Dipterocarpaceae. The record is from the annotation of a GenBank genome assembly.